UAUAACAUCACUCUUGCGCGCACUUCCGGAAAUCGCCAUGCCGUCUUUAGAAGAUAGCAAAUCCUACAGCUGGGCUGAGCAGGUUGAAGCAGGCGAUGAUACUGGGGGUUUACCCCCAUCACAUGAGGACUAUGAUGAGAAGAAUGGACUGAAGAAGAUAACAGAGUACAAGUACAAUGAUGAUGACAAACUUGUUAAGGUGGUGAAGACCUACAGCAUUGAGACAAGGAAAGUGUCCAAGUCUAUUGCCCGAAGGAAGACAUGGAGGAAGUUCGGUGCUGCAGAGAGAGACCCCCCAGGUCCCAACUCUUCCAACACCAUCAUAUCUGAAGAGAUUGUCAUGCAGUUUGUGCAGAACAAAGAUAACCAGGCCCCAGAGGAGGAAGACCCGCUCAACAAGUUGAAGACACAGAAGAUUGUUCAAUGUCGUAUCUGUAAAGGUGACCAUUGGACAACUCGGUGUCCGUACAAGGACACAUUGGCACCGCUGCAGGAGAAGUUGGCCGAGGAUGGGAAGCCACCAGGUGAUGCAGCUGCUGGGGCAAAUCCGACCGCUGCUGCCGCCGGACCCAGUGCCAUUGCCAAGACUGCUGGGAAGUACGUACCCCCAAGUCUGAGAGAAGGAGCAUCCAAGGGUAGAGGAGAGUCGAUGUCCACGCAGAGGAAAGAUGAGGCUGCCACUAUCCGUGUGACCAACCUGUCUGAGGACACCAGGGAGUCGGAUCUACAGGAGCUGUUCAGACCCUUCGGACCCAUUUCAAGGAUCUAUUUGGCAAAAGACAAGAACACAGGACAAUCUAAGGGAUUUGCUUUCAUCAAUUUCCAUCGACGCGAAGAUGCUGCACGUGCCAUCGCUGGAGUGUCUGGAUUUGGCUACGAUCAUCUUAUACUGAAUGUAGAAUGGGCCAAGCCAUCUGGUACAACUUAAGAGAACGGCCAAGACUCGUGGUGAAUAGGAUGGCUACCAUCCAAAUGUGUAAUUCUGAAGGGAAUAAACAGUUAGGAAAUCA
Molecule: messenger RNA, 1010 nt
Organism: Haliotis rubra (blacklip abalone)
Lineage: Eukaryota; Metazoa; Mollusca; Gastropoda; Lepetellida; Haliotidae
Product: eukaryotic translation initiation factor 3 subunit G-like
Exons: 9
Coding region: 38-928 (296 amino acids)
Cellular component (GO): eukaryotic translation initiation factor 3 complex; cytoplasm
Molecular function (GO): RNA binding; translation initiation factor activity
Source: RefSeq, a predicted model, not a curated record